Molecule: messenger RNA, 1032 nt
Organism: Miniopterus natalensis
Lineage: Eukaryota; Metazoa; Chordata; Mammalia; Chiroptera; Miniopteridae
Gene: MAGEB17
Product: MAGE family member B17
Biological process (GO): negative regulation of transcription by RNA polymerase II
Cellular component (GO): nucleus
Source: RefSeq, a predicted model, not a curated record
CUGCCCCUAACAACAGUCAUGCCUCGUGGUAAGAAGAGUAAGCUUCGUGCCCGUGAGAAGCGCCACCAAGCCCAAAGUAAAGACCAGGGUCACAGGGAUGCUCAGGCCACUGCAGGAGGGGAAGAAGAGUCUCCCGCACCCCCCUCGCUUAUGUCAAAGGGUACACCCCCCAGCUCCUCUGCUGCAGGCACUUCCCAGAAGUCUCAGAGAGUCCUGGCCUCCACUUCUGCUGCAACCAUUUCCUGCAUGAGUUCUGGUGAAAGUGCCAAGAGCCAAAGGAAGGAAAGGUCAAGUUCUUCCAGGGCCCCGCCCUCUUCAGAGAGCUAUAGAGAAGAUCCUCUGGCCAAUAAAGUAAGCAUGUUAGUGCAGGUUCUGUUGCACAAGUAUAAAAUGAAAGAGCCCAUUACAAAGGAAGAAAUACUAAAGGUUAUCAACAAAAGGUACAAGAUGCACUUUCCUGAAAUCCUCCAGAGAGCCAGUGAGCGCAUGGAGCUGGCUUUUGGCCUUGACCUGAAGGAAGUUGACCCCACUCGUCACUGUUAUAUCCUUGUCAGCAAACUGGAUCUUCCCAUUGAAGAGAGUCUGAGCGACGGUGGCAUGGGCCUUCCCAAGAACGGACUCCUGAUGCCUCUCCUGGGUGUGAUCUUCUUGAACGGCAACCGUGUCACCGAAGAAGAGAUGUGGGAAUUCCUGAAUAUGAUGGGGGUCUAUGCUGAGAGGAGGCACUUCAUCUUCGGGGAUCCCAGGAAGCUCAUCACCGUAGAUCUGGUGCAGCAAAAGUUCCUGGAGUACCGCCAGGUGCCUGACAGUGAUCCUGGAUGCUACGAAUUCCUAUGGGGCCCAAAAGCCUACAGUGAAACCAGCAAAAUGAAAGUCUUGGAGUUUUGGGCCAAAGUCAAUAAUACAGCCCCCAGCGCCUUCCCAACCCAGUAUGAGGAGGCUCUGAGAGAUGAGGAAGAGCGCGCCCGAGCCAGAGCAGCGGCCAGGGCCCGCGCUCCGGCCAAGACCAGCAGCUCCUCCCAGCGCCCGUGA